AUGAAAGAGAGGCACUUGCAAAAAGAAGCUGAAUAUAUAGGUGGGGAUUUAAAAGCCUUACUAAGGAUGUUGGGCAUACUUAUAAAAAAUGGGAAGUUACCAAAAAAUUUUAAGCAAAGUGACAAAGUUAGAGUUAGCUUUGUGGAAAAAAAAAAAAAAAGUCAAUCUCCUAAGAAUGAAUUGGAAGAAGGCACAAAUGAAGAGGCUAUGCAACUCUCUACUGAAGAGGGACUCUCCCCAGAGUGCAUACAUAGAGAUGUGAAGCGAGAAAAUAUCCUCAUCACAAAACAUUCAGUGAUUAAGCUCUGUGACUUUGGAUUUGCUCAGCUUUUGACUGGACUGAGUGACUACUACACAGACUAUGUGGCCACCAGGUGGUACCGCUCCCCAGCACUCUUGGUGGGGGACACGCAGUACGGCACCCCAGUAGAUGUUUGGGCAGUUUGCUGUGUCUUUGCUGAGCUGCUGUCAGGGGUGCCUCUGUGGCCAGGAAAAUCAGAUGUAGAUCAGCUCUGUCUAAUCAGGAAGACCUUGGGAGAUCUCAUUCCUAGGCACCAACAAGUAUUUAGCACAAAUCAGGACUUCAGUGGGGUGAAAAUUCCAGACAGUGAAGAUAUGGAACCACUGGAAUUAAAAUUUCCAAACAUCUCUUAUCCUGCCCUGGGGCUCUUAAAGGGCUGUCUCCACAUGAAUCCUGCUGAGAGACUGACAUGUGAACAGCUGUUACAGCAUCCAUAUUUUGACAGCAUCAGAGAAAUGGGGGCUUCGGCCAAAGAGCUUGACCGACCGGUAAGGAAGACCCUAAGACAGAACCGAAAGCACCUGCCUGGGUUGCAGGGCCUACCUCAGCUGACCAGCAGUGGCUUCCUUCCAGCUUUGGAUAAUAAGAAGUACUACUGGAAUAUGAAGAAACUGAACUACCAAUUUCCAAACAUUUAA
Messenger RNA from Neomonachus schauinslandi (Hawaiian monk seal), 939 nucleotides. Its product is annotated as cyclin-dependent kinase-like 1. Gene Ontology annotation, cellular component: nucleus; cytoplasm. Gene Ontology annotation, biological process: protein phosphorylation; intracellular signal transduction. The coding region runs from base 1 to 939 and encodes 312 amino acids. Gene Ontology annotation, molecular function: ATP binding; MAP kinase activity. The transcript is spliced from 2 exons. The record is from RefSeq and is a predicted model, not a curated record. Lineage: Eukaryota; Metazoa; Chordata; Mammalia; Carnivora; Phocidae.